Messenger RNA from Drosophila ananassae, 1747 nucleotides. Its product is annotated as cytochrome P450 6a9. The transcript has 2 exons. Gene Ontology annotation, molecular function: monooxygenase activity; oxidoreductase activity, acting on paired donors, with incorporation or reduction of molecular oxygen; heme binding. The coding region runs from base 36 to 1595 and encodes 519 amino acids. The record is from RefSeq and is a predicted model, not a curated record. Lineage: Eukaryota; Metazoa; Arthropoda; Insecta; Diptera; Drosophilidae.
GCUCUCAGUAAGUUUUCGAAGGCGGACGAGAUACCAUGCUUCUGCUGCUGGCCGCCGGUUUUUUUUAUCGCUACUCUGACGUCAUGGGAGUCCAGGCAUUCCUUAUAUCAGCAGUAGUUUUGCUUCUCAGUUAUCUUCUACUGAGAUGGCGGAGGACACUGAACUACUGGAAAAAUGCGGGAAUCCCCUGUGAAAAGCCGCACAUUCUGAUGGGAAGUCUGGCCGGAGUGCAAUCUAAGCGAUCGUUUUGCGACAUUUGGGAAGAUUACUAUAAAAAGUUCCGGGGCACAGGACCUUUUGCCGGCUUCUACUGGUUCCAGAAACCAGCUGCCUUCGUCCUAGAGCCUUCACUGGCCAAAUUGAUCUUGAUCAGGGAUUUCAACAAGUUUACGGAUCGUGGCUUUUAUCACAACACAGAGGAUGAUCCAUUAUCCGGGCACCUGUUCAUGCUGGACGGUCAGAAGUGGAAGUCCAUGAGGAACAAACUCUCUUCCACUUUCACCUCUGGAAAGAUGAAGUACAUGUUUCCCACCGUGGUGAAGGUGGGUCAUGAGUUCGCCGAGGUUUUCGGUCAGACACUGGAAAAAGACAAUAUUGUCGAGGUGAAGGAUCUGCUGGCUCGCUUCACCACCGACGUGAUUGGCACAUGCGCCUUCGGGAUCGAGUGCAGCAGUCUCAAGGACCCAAAUGCAGAGUUCCGGGUUAUGGGCCGAAAAUCUGUUACAGACCAGCGGCAUGGGGCUCUGGGAAUAGCAUUCAUCAAUAGCUUCCCCAAUUUGGCCCGGCGACUGCACAUGAAGAUCACCAAAGAGGAAGUUGAACACUUCUUCCUGCGAAUCGUCAGGGAGACGGUCAGCUUCAGGGAGCAGAACAAUAUCCGACGCAAUGACUUUAUGGAUCAACUAAUUGAUCUGAAAAACAGUCCACUAACCAAGUCCGAGAGUGGAGAAAGUGUUAACCUUACAAUCGAGCAAAUGGCAGCUCAGGCCUUUGUGUUCUUUGGGGCUGGCUUCGAGACAUCAUCCACCACCAUGGGAUUUGCCCUUUACGAGCUGGCUCAGCACCAGGACAUUCAAGACCGGGUGAGGAAAGAAUGCAACGAAGUCUUUGGCAAAAGCGGCGAGUUUUCUUAUGAGAACAUGAAGGAUUUGAUCUACCUAGAUCAGGUCUUGUCUGAAACCCUCCGCCUCUAUACUGUACUGCCAAUAUUGAAUCGUGAGUGCCUUGAGGACUAUGUGGUUCCCGAUAAUCCAAAGUAUGUUAUUAAGAAGGGAAUGCCUGUCCUCAUUCCCUGUGGAGCCAUGCAUCGCGAUGAGAAAUUGUAUCCCAAUCCGGAUGUCUUUAACCCGGACAACUUUCUACCGGAGAGGGUUAAGGAACGCGAUUCCGUGGAAUGGCUGCCGUUCGGCGAUGGUCCUAGGAACUGCAUUGGAAUGCGUUUUGGCCAAAUGCAAGCUCGCAUCGGCCUGGCUCUGCUGAUCAAGGACUUUAGAUUCUCCAUCUGCAAGGAAACUACCAUUCCCAUGAAGUACAGCAAAGAAACUUUUCUUAUUUCAAGUGAAUCUGGUAUUUACUUAAAAGUGGAACGUGUUUAAACUGCGCUUAAUUCAGAAAUAAGUACUACUGGCAUGUGGGCUUACAUCACUUUAUAAACAAACGAGGUCUCUGCUUUAUUGUAAUUAGAAACAAUGAGUGCACAUAUUCUAUAACAGAUUUAAAAAUACAUUUGAAAAGUACGAUGACACAA